UGCAGACUGCAGCUGCUUCAAAACCAACGGUGGCCGCUGGUUUUUCAAGCCUGCAUGGCCUUUUCUUUCUCCUUUUUUUUCCUUCUAAUUUUUCUGCCACGCAUGUCCACAUCAUUAUUUAAUUUCUUUCUUCUCUUUUCUUUUUUAUCCUCAAGAGUUUUCGUUCUUAUGUUGUUUUCUGUCGCCGUAUGUCUUCCUUUCGCAGUUUCAGCUCUCCCUCUCUCGUCUCUCUACCUCUCUUCUUAUGUUGGGCAAGGGCUCACUUACUCUCAGAUGACAGAGUAAGUAGUUUCUCCGUGUUUUUUCUUGUCCUUGUCCUUGCCCAAUUCCGACGACGAUGGUUUCCCAUCAUCCUUCGCUCCGGCGAAUCUCCGAGUGCUUUGUCAAACCAGAGUGUCUUCCCCAAGAAUCGAAGCAGCCUUACUAUUUGAACCCUUGGGAUCUCACCAUGCUUUCCGUCCACUACAUCCAAAAAGGUCUUCUCUUUUCCAAACCCUCUGAGGCCUACGCCGACCCACACAAUUUCAUGCUCACUCUUCUCCACCGCCUCAAAAACUCCCUCUCCACCGCUCUCUUCCAUUUCUACCCACUUACCGGCAGAUUAUGUACGGCCAACAAUCAGAUUGAGGUUCAAGCUUCCAUUUUUAUUUAUGUGGACUGCGUUAACAGCCCCGGAGCAAAGUUCACCCACGCUGCUCUCGACGCUACAAUUUCUGACAUUCUGUCCCCAAAUGGCGAGCCUUUACUGCUCCAAUCUCUGUUUGACCUCAACGGAGCCGUCAACUACGAUGCCCAUACCCUGCCUUUACUCUCCAUACAGGUCACUGAAUUGUUGGACGGCAUCUUCCUCGGUUCCUCCUUCAACCAUUCUUUAGGCGACGGAACCUCUCACUGGAAUUUCUUCCGUACCUGGUCUGAGAUUUUUAAUGACGUUCCAAUUUCACGGCCGCCCAUUCUGAAGCAGUGGUUCCCGGAAGGGUAUGGUCCAAUCCUCAAUCUCCCCUUCACCCACCCGGAUCAAUUUAUCAGCAGAUUCGUAGCACCCCAACAACUUAGGGAGAGAGCGUUCCACUUCUCAAAAGAAUCCAUAGCGAAACUGAAAGCACGAGCCAAUGCAGAGUGUAGCACCAAGGAGAUCUCGUCGUUUCAGGCAUUGUGCGCGCUUGUGUGGAAGUCCAUAACCCGAGCUCGUUGCGCACCAGAGGAUCAAAGCACCAACUGCAAGUUGAUGGCCAAUAACAGAGGAAGACUAGAGCCACCCCUGUGUGAAGACUACUUUGGCAACGUAGUGACAGUACUGAAAGCAGAGGCAAAAGCAGGGGAAUUGAUUGAAGCAGGAGUUGGUUGGGGAGCAUGGAAAUUGCACGAAGCCGUGGUGGACAACAGGUACGAGAAGUUGAGAGAGGAAGUUGAAAAAUGGUUGCAGUCUCCCUCUUUUCAUCGAUUAGAGGGGAUUUUGGAUUCGUACAGCGUGGUGAUGGCGAGCUCGCCGAGAUUCAACGUUUAUGGGAAUGAAUUUGGGAUGGGAAAAGCGGUGGCGGUUCGGAGUGGGUAUGCAAACAAAUUCGACGGGAACGUGUAUUGGUAUCCAGGAUACGAGGGAGGAGGAAGCAUUGAUUUAGAGAUCUGCCUGCUCCCGCAGAAUAUGGCAAUUCUAGAGUCUGAUCCAGAGUUCAUGGAAACUGUUUCUCAUCUGCUGUGAAAUGUGAAAUUUAUGGACAUUCUACUGUUUUUUCUUCUUACAAUUGUUUAUAAGUGGAAUUAUUUUCUUACGUUUUGUUUGACAGCUAUGAACAUGAUUGGUGUAAAACAGAAAAAGGAUUUGAAAAUGAGAAAAAAAGAAAAGCAACUUUGUU
This is a messenger RNA of Momordica charantia (bitter melon), 1856 nucleotides long. RefSeq names its product putative acetyltransferase At3g50280. NCBI's taxonomy places the organism in Eukaryota, Viridiplantae, Streptophyta, Magnoliopsida, Cucurbitales, Cucurbitaceae. The record is from RefSeq and is a predicted model, not a curated record.